AUUAGCCAAUCAGACGAAAGGAAGGGCGGUCGUCACAGCAUCGUCUUAGAAAAAAAAAAUGUUAACCAGGAAGUGGCUAGCAAGCUAGCAUCGUAGAAUGAAGUAGUGCUGAGAGACUGGUACUUUGACAGCUUGAGAAAGGCAGGAUGGGCAGGCAGAGGAAGAGGGUGGUGGCUGGCGAAGCUGUUCCCCUACUGCGGAAAGACGACAAGCCCCCUGCAUUCCACCGAAAAGACAAGAAGAAGAAAGUCGAUAUUGGCAAAGUAUUCAUCAACAUCUCCAUUGGCCUUUGCAUCUUCAGUCUGGCCUGGUUCUUUUACGCCCUCCACAUGCGAUCAAGCCUGGCGAAACGCGUGGUGACCCCGCACCCGUCCCCUCGCGUCCUGGACGCCAACAGCAGCAGUGCGGCGGUCUCCGCCGACAGGUUCUGGGGCUCAUACAGGCCUCAGGUGUAUUUUGGCAUGAAAACCAGGAGUUCCAGGUCGAUUGUGGCAGGUAUGAUGUGGAUGCGUCAGUUUGCUGACAUGGAUGUGAACCUGAGGCACACCUGUGAGCAAGGGGAUCGUUUGCAAGGCUACGGCUGGUUGAUGCAUGACGGCAUCACCUUUGGCGUCCAGGAAAUCCGCGACAGCGAUUUCACAUUAACGACCGAGUUUGUCAAGAGGAUGGGAGGGGAUCACGGAGGAGACUGGACGUGGAGGGUCACUGCCAAGCAGCACAGCUCGGCCCCUCAAGCGCCAGUCCUCUCCCUGAUGUUUUACACCGCAGCAGACACCCAGGGCUCACUGGAGGCUCACCUCGAGGACGGAAAGCGCCUGGCGUCCGUCACCGGUUUCUCCAAAGAACUUGGAAACUUUAAGAUCACCUUCCGAAAGCCAGUUACUGGAGAAUUAUCCACUGCCAAAUAUGCCACAUACAACUAUCUUCAGACUGUGUCUCCUGGCUUGGAGAAGCUGACCGACAUUGUGAAGCAAAGUCUGAACCGUAGGUUUAUCUACAGCCCUCCUUCGGGUGAGAAAAGACAUUACAUAGCCGUGGACACCUACCAGCCCCCCCACCAAUCCAAGCCUGCUGAUCCACGGAAGGAGAGUGACUUUGUGGUCCACCAGGUGACCGUCCAGAUGCCGUUCCAGAUUGAAGUUCUGUUUGAGUCGGGGAGCUUCCACAGACGUCCCAACCAGCUUGUGGGCUCAGUCAUGACUCAGGAGCUGGAGAGAAGGAAAGCCGAGUUCGACUCGAAGUUCGAGAAGACUUUUGGCCUCGAGGGCAAAGGUUUCAGCCAGUCGCAGGUCAAGUUUGGCAAGGCAGCGCUCAGCAACAUGUUGGGUGGAAUGGGCUACUUCUACGGCGAGUCCGUGGUACAGUCGGUAUACAAUGAAUACCCGCUCCUUUACCCCGAGGGAGCUUUGUUUACCGCCGUGCCAUCGCGCUCUUUCUUUCCCAGAGGAUUCCUUUGGGACGAGGGCUUACCAGCUCUGCUGAGCAAGUGGAUCCCAAGUGACGAGGGAGGCUGUGCCCACUGGAUAGACCUGAUGAAUGAGGGCUGGAUCCCGCGGGAGCAGAUCCUGGGAGACGAGGCUCGCAGAAAAGUCCCCGCCGAGUUUGUGGUUCAGCGUAACGAGAAUGCCAACCCACCUACGCUUUUCUUGGCCCUUCAGGAACUCAUCGAGCAGCUCUCGUCAAAAGCGGAAGAGCCGGCGUCUCGACCGACCUUGCCUUUCCUUCGACGGCUCUUCCCCCGGCUGAAGACUUGGUUCGACUGGUACAACACCACGCAGACGGGGCCUCUGCCGAACUCCUACCGCUGGCGUGGGCGCGACAAGGACACCAAUCUUUUCCUCAAUCCCAAGACCUUGACUUCAGGGCUGGACGACUACCCCCGGGCCUCGCACCCGUCGGCAGAUGAGCGCCAUGUAGACCUACACUGCUGGAUGGCCUUGUCCUCGGGCAUCAUGGCAAGUAUAGCUCGGCUUCUGGGCGAGCCUCAUCACGACUACGAACUUACCCACCAGGUGCUCAGCGACAACGACCUGCUGAGUGACCUCCACUGGUCGGAUCAACUCGGUGCCUUCAGCGACUUCGGGAACCACACCCAGGCGGUGUCCCUGCAGCAGGAGAAGGUGUACGUGCCACCCGGACAACCUCGCCAUCAGUUCCCCGUGGCGCGUCUGGUGCGCUCGGUCCGCCGGGCGCCCAAGCUCCAGUACGUCAAUGCUUUGGGUUACGUCAGCUUGUUUCCUUUCUUGUUGCACAUUCUUACCCCGGAUUCACCCAAACUAGAACACGUCUUCCGUGACAUGAGAGACUCGAACAAGCUGUGGACGCCCUACGGGCUGCGUUCACUUUCUAGAGCCGACCCUCUGUACAUGAAGCGCAACACAGAGCACGACGCCCCCUACUGGAGGGGGCCGAUAUGGAUUAACAUCAACUACUUGGCCGUCAGAGCCCUGCACCACUACAGCAACGCGGAAGGGCCGCACCGCGAGAAGGCAGCCGCUCUGUACCAGGAACUCAGGACUAACAUCAUCAAUAACGUUUAUAGACAGUACGCUGAAACUGGGUACGUCUGGGAACAGUACAACGACGGCACUGGUCGGGGCCAAGGAAGCCACCCCUUCACCGGCUGGUCAGCGCUGACCGUAUUAAUGAUGGCUGAACAGUACUGACGAGCUGCAGGCUCCAAGUUGUGUUUUCUAAGGUAUUGGCUUUCGUUUCGUCUGGAUGUGAUCGUGAUCAGGUGUAAAUAUCACUGGUUUUGUCGAGGAAACUUGACAGUUUGAUAUUUGUAAUUUUAUCUUCCAUUUGGGGGGGAAAAAAACAUUUAUGAUUAUUUCUACACUGAAUGAAUUAGAUGAAAGAGAAGAUGCAUUAGAUAAAAUGGCAAGCUUCACAGAGAUAUUAUCUGAAAAGCAAAGUCUUCAGUGCAGCUGCCUUUUACUUUGUGAAGCCAAUCACUGCUUGUGAUUGGCUUCACUGGAGUUAUAUACUCAAGAUGCAUUAAAGAAACACUUGCCACCUCAUUAUGUGGAUGUUGAAUCAGUGUUGAACGUAUGCAGUCCACUUAAGUAAAUUCCCCAAUGUGUUCCCUACUUUUCUCUACGUCAGAUUAAUUAAGAGUAAAAAGUCAGUAAAAAAUAUUACACCUAAACUAACUAAUACCACCUGAUUUUAAGUUUUUCUUCUCCGCUGACUGAAGAUGGGCUUAAUUGCACCGUUAACUCAUUGUGAAAAACUCUUUAAACUAUAUAGAAACAUAAUAAAACUCUCCCAAAAUGUCCUUGUUGUUCUUUCCGCUGGCUGUUAGUGGUUUUCCCACACAGCAUCUCUACCGUGCCGGCCAGAAUACCGAUGCAGCGGCUCGUUGGCGGCGCUCGCUGCUUUUUACCGUUCAUUUCAAGACGCUCUCCAGCACACAUCUGUCUGACUGAGCACAGUGACGGCAUCGAGACAUGGAGAACGUUAGUGACAAACUGCAUUCAUACCUCCUUUUGAGACAAAGAGCAAGAGGUGGAAAUUGGUGAUUUAUUUUCUUCCCUUUUUUAACGAGAUUAUAUCCCGCAUGCAGCUUCAUUGCAACUUUUUAUUAUGGAAAAGCAAGACCGCUCUUUAAUACUUAGGAAACCACAGGUCCACCUCUCUGGGGCAGCGUUCAUGCUCACACACUACAUGUGUGAUGCUGUAAAUGAACAACUGUUAGAUUUCUCCCAUGUCGCUAUCUGGGUAAAUGAAUGAGGGUCAUUAUUCUCUGUUGUGCCAUUUCUCUUUAAAACACAUGUUCUCAUCUCCGUCUUAAUGGUUGGUAUUUUCGAUAUUUAAUUGUUUGAUAAUAGUCUUUGUGAAGAAAAACAGUGUUUAAUAUUUUCUUAAAUGAUCGCUUAUGAAAGCAGCCAUGUUUUGUACACGCAGACUGUGGUUUGACCGACAGGGAAUACAACAUUGACUGAUGUUUGUUUUGUUAAAAACAAUAAACGGUUUAAAUAAU
Messenger RNA from Gasterosteus aculeatus aculeatus (three-spined stickleback), 3982 nucleotides. It is a transcript of the gene mogs, whose product is annotated as mannosyl-oligosaccharide glucosidase. NCBI's taxonomy places the organism in Eukaryota, Metazoa, Chordata, Actinopteri, Perciformes, Gasterosteidae. Gene Ontology annotation, biological process: protein N-linked glycosylation; oligosaccharide metabolic process. The record is from RefSeq and is a predicted model, not a curated record. Gene Ontology annotation, cellular component: endoplasmic reticulum membrane. Gene Ontology annotation, molecular function: Glc3Man9GlcNAc2 oligosaccharide glucosidase activity.